This is a messenger RNA of Emericellopsis atlantica, 2197 nucleotides long. RefSeq lists its product as uncharacterized. The transcript has 3 exons. The coding region runs from base 379 to 1863 and encodes 494 amino acids. The record is from RefSeq and is a predicted model, not a curated record. Lineage: Eukaryota; Fungi; Ascomycota; Sordariomycetes; Hypocreales; Bionectriaceae.
CACCCUGUUUCCUCUCUUCUCUCUCAAGAGCGUCUGUCUAUCCGCACCGCGAGUACCAACACCAACCCGCUUGCCACUUUCCCCGAGGUACUAAUGUUUCAUAUGUCAGCCUGUUUAUCCCAUACCCGAAUGGCGGAUAGAAAAGUCGCACAUUUUGAGAGUGCUCAGCUCAGCCGAGCGAUAGCUCUAAUUGUUCCCAUUACAUUUGGAGCAGACAUAUCCGCCAACGUACCCGGUGCCAUUGCACUCGGAGCAUGUUGUAGGCAUCUUUCCAAUAGUGUGCUCGUAGACGAUUUGCGAGGUGUCUGAGGGAAAAAAUGGAAGACUUGGUAAAAAUUGGCGUGUCCCUAGUGUCAUGAGGCUAUUUAUUGCUGGGGCAUGGAUCCUCGCGGGGUCUCGACACGUGAUCACUGGAGCCGACCGAGCUUCCCCGCCGGCUGCCAAUUGAACCGCCUCACCGUCUCCAACAUACCCAUGGUACUCUUCCUUCAUUCAAAAUCCCGUAUAAUGGCCACGUCGCAAAUGUCCACACAAUGCCAAACUUGUUACGGCACAUUUGGCUCAAUUGACGACUUACGGAAACAUAUCUGGGGUUAUCAGGUCGAGAUAAACCGGCAUUCGACCAGGAUACAGGAAGCUCAACUGCAUCUGCCUCCACGUCGACACCGCAUGCCUUGGAAUCCGUCCAAUCAUUUAGGCUGCGAAUACUGCUCCCACGAUACACCUUACGAGAACGAAAUACUCGAAAAUGACGACGACGCAUUCAACGAUAACAAUGAAUCGGAAGCCGAAGGCGACUGCGUUGCGCCAGUGAAGACUCGGGAGUUUGCAUGUCCAGAUACAAGAUGCGACAAGCGGUUCAUGAGAAUGACACGCUUGGUUGCUCACUUUGGGAAGCAUGUCCAAUGCUUUGAGGUUUGUGUUCACUGCCGUGAGCUGUUCACUCAAGCCUCUCGUUAUCUUGGACACAAAUGUGACAAUCGCGGAGACAAUGCUGCGAAGAAGUACUACGUGACGGAGCGACGCUCGCAACUUCAAAAUUAUAUCAUCGAUAAGCUGUAUCAGAACGAUCGUUCCCUCCCGACCCUCCAGGAUCGAAAACGACCACACGAGAUGGCGAAUCUGUGCUCAGUGAUGCGGUUGGGAAAGAAACGGAAGGCGAACUCAAAUGAAGAUACCUCGCUGGUCUCCUUCGACGGCAAGCCUCGUGAUUCAGCUACUAGUCGUGCGGUUGAGGCCUCCCCAGCGCAUCCCAUUGAACCAGGAGACGCGACUACUGAUGCGCCCAUGGUGCAUCAAAUACCGGCAUCUUCUUUUUCAAGUAACACCGACACGCCUGAUGCGGAUUUCUCAGGCGAUUUAGCCUCGUCAUUGCCCUCUGGCGUGCUUGAAAUGCCUAACUAUUGGCCUGCGCGCAAGAUCGCUCCAAUGUUUCAUAGCGCCACCAUAACUCCAAACUAUGAAAUAGGACAGCAGUACGAGUCUCAGCUUGGUCCAAAUCUGGCGAACAUGGUGGCCAACGGCCAUUGUCCACCCGUCGACUCACUGAGCAUGGCCGGGUCGUCCAACUACUCGAACGCUCAGUUGGGACCCGCUCUGUCUGUCAAUGUAGGAGACGACCCUUCAUUUAGUUCUUUCCAAAUGGCCGGAUCACCAAGCUUGUCAUCUUCUCGAAAGAUUGCGCCAAUGUUUCGUCAUAAUACGAUAACACCGACCUACGAUUGUGGACAGCAAACACGACAUCUGGACCCAAUGGUGCAUGAAGAUACGGAACCACGGGGCACGUUAUAUUUCGGCAUGUUGACCGCUCAGGCCGCAGAUGAGGCGGCUCAAACUGGCCAUACGGGGCAUAUGUUCUUUUAACAAUGGUUUUCCCUCCUGUCCAUACGCUAUCCUGCCGAAUCUGCUUCGUGGUCCGAGGCGUAUUUGACGUUGAUUUUAAAGUUUGUACUUUCCAUUUCAUUGACCGUAUGAUUCAGCCGUGCCGAUAACUCCAUCGGAUGCCAUGCCUUCAUUGCCUCCUUUGUCCCAACAGCAAACGUGAUCGCUGUACCAUUUUCAACUUCGAAGGCGACGCGGGAGUCGUGAAUAGUACUGUAAAUGAAAUUAGGCGAGAGACUGAUGGCUGUCAAAGUAACUUACAAGCCGCCAUCAUCGAGGGUCUCGGUUUCGGGUCUGAGGCCGAGUUCUUUCAAAU